AUGAAGGAGAAGAUGGGACGCACCACCGUCUCCGUCCGUUCAACCACCGUAUUCUUCACCACUCUCCUCCUCCUCAUCUCCUCCGUCCAUUCCUUCUACCUUCCCGGCGUUGCUCCUCGCGAUUUCCAAACCGGGGAUGAUCUCUAUGUCAAAGUGAACAAAUUGUCAUCCACAAAGACUCAGCUUCCUUAUGACUACUAUUACUUGAAGUAUUGCAAACCUUCCAAGAUUGUGAACAGUGCAGAAAAUUUGGGAGAGGUUCUUCGAGGUGAUCGCAUUGAAAACUCAAUGUAUACGUUUCAUAUGAGGAAGGAGCAGUCCUGUACAGUUACAUGUCAUCAACCUUUGGAUGCUGAAUCUGCAAAGAAUUUUAAAGAAAAAAUUGAUGAUGAAUAUCGAGUGAACAUGGUUUUGGAUAACCUUCCAGUUGCUGUUCUUAGACAAAGGAGGGAUGGAAGUCAAUCUACAACAUAUGAACACGGUUUUCGUGUUGGGUUCAAAGGAAAAUAUCAAGGGAGCAAGGAGGAGAAAUAUUUUAUCAAUAACCACUUGAGUUUUAGAGUCAUGUAUCACAAGGACCCUGAAACUGGUUCUGCUCGUAUUGUUGGAUUUGAGGUUACACCAAACAGUAUUAAUCAUGAAUACAAGGAGUGGAAUGACAAGAAUCCACAGGUAACAACUUGCAAUAAAGAUACCAAGAAUUUGUUGCAAGGUAGUACUGUGCCACAAGAAGUUGAUACGGACAAAGAUAUAGUUUUCACAUAUGAUGUUUCCUUUAAGGAAAGUGACAUCAAAUGGGCAUCACGGUGGGACACAUAUCUUCUAAUGAAUGAUGAUCAGAUCCACUGGUUCUCCAUCAUUAACUCUCUGAUGAUUGUUCUUUUCCUUUCUGGAAUGGUGGCAAUGAUCAUGAUGAGAACUCUUUACAGAGACAUUGCCAAUUACAACCAGCUAGAAACCCAAGAUGAGGCCCAAGAAGAAACAGGGUGGAAACUUGUUCAUGGAGAUGUUUUCAGGCCCCCAAUCAAUUCAAAUUUGCUUUGUGUUUAUGUUGGUACUGGUGUUCAGAUCUUUGGAAUGACACUUGUGACAAUGAUAUUUGCUUUGCUAGGGUUCUUGUCUCCAUCUAAUCGGGGAGGUCUCAUGACUGCAAUGGUUCUACUAUGGGUUUUUAUGGGUUUAUUUGCUGGCUACUCCUCGGCGCGUUUGUACAAGAUGUUCAAGGGCACAGAGUGGAAGAGGAAUACCUUAAAAACUGCGUUUAUGUUUCCGGGCAUUCUUUUUGCCAUCUUCUUUGUGUUGAAUGCUCUGAUCUGGGGGGAGCAGUCCUCUGGGGCAGUUCCCUUUGGAACAAUGAUUGCUCUAGUAUGCUUAUGGUUUGGUAUAUCGGUACCCUUGGUCUUUGUGGGCAGUUACCUGGGUUUUAAAAAGCCAGCAAUUGAAGACCCUGUUAAGACUAAUAAAAUUCCGAGGCAGGUACCUGAGCAGGCAUGGUACAUGACUCCUGUCUUCUCAAUUCUGAUUGGUGGCAUUCUUCCCUUCGGUGCAGUGUUUAUCGAGCUCUUCUUUAUCCUGACAUCAAUAUGGCUGAACCAGUUCUACUACAUCUUUGGCUUCCUUUUCAUAGUGUUCAUCAUCCUAUUGAUUACGUGUGCAGAGAUUACGGUCGUGCUUUGCUACUUCCAGUUGUGCAGUGAAGACUACAAUUGGUGGUGGAGAUCUUACCUCACUGCCGGGUCAUCAGCCGUUUACCUUUUCCUUUACUCAAUUUUCUACUUCUUUACCAAAUUGGAGAUUACAAAGCUGGUCUCAGGCAUCCUUUACUUUGGGUAUAUGAUUAUUGUUUCAUAUGCCUUCUUUGUUGUGACUGGAACUAUUGGAUUCUACGCAUGCUUUUGGUUUGUCCGCAAGAUCUACUCUUCUGUGAAGAUUGAUUGA
This is a messenger RNA of Vicia faba (fava bean), 1938 nucleotides long. The record is from the annotation of a GenBank genome assembly. NCBI's taxonomy places the organism in Eukaryota, Viridiplantae, Streptophyta, Magnoliopsida, Fabales, Fabaceae.